Molecule: messenger RNA, 1728 nt
Organism: Protomyces lactucae-debilis
Lineage: Eukaryota; Fungi; Ascomycota; Taphrinomycetes; Taphrinales; Protomycetaceae
Exons: 1
Coding region: 1-1728 (575 amino acids)
Molecular function (GO): protein binding
Source: RefSeq, a predicted model, not a curated record
AUGCAUCUCUGCUAUGCAUCUACUGCACGAACCCUUGUGCGUUGCACACGGCACUUGCCUGUCAAUCUACCGACAUUGCGUUCCAUCUCAACUGAAGUUCUCAGACGGCAUAGAGGUCCACAGCCGCAUCUGCGCACAGAGAAACCUCCAUCUACUGCUCGUUUCGACGACACAUUUCUACUGUCAGAACAAGUGCUCAGACUUCUUAAUCGUGGACAAGAAGAAGAUGCUACAAGACUGCUAUCCAAGAAUACCAGGCUUGAGGCGACAGUGUCGUGGAAUUAUUUGUUGAGUCAUCACUUUCGCAAGGGAGCAGUCAAUCAAGCCAUGCACGUCUUUAAUGAUAUGAAGCGCAAUAGAGCGUUUCCCAAUGAACUUACUUACACCACUAUGCUCUUGGGUUUUGCAGAUAACUUCGAAAGUGGCGGGCGCGACAAAGUCCGGCCAAUGCUCGAAAGCUUGGUCAACGAUCCUCGGGUGAAACCGAAUGUCAUUCACCUGAAUGCUGCCCUCAAGUCUGCCACAAUGAGCAAAGACUUGACCGCUGCAGCUGAUUACAUGAACAUGAUGCAGGACAGUGGUGUCUCCAAUUUCGAUUCUCGGACCUACACGACCCUCUUUCUAAUUUACCUGCGCUUGCUAGAAGACCUCGACAAGCGGAGCACUGUGUCUGUACGCCGUUUCCGAGCAGACGACCGUGAAGAGAAAGAAAAAGGCAGAGACACCAAUCAAGCUGCAACGAAGCAAGCAUCGCGCCUGCUCGCUGAAGUCAAGACAAUCUGGCAAGAUGUGCUCAGUCUAGCGCGUCGCAAAAAGCUCGAGAUUGAUGACCAGCUGCUCUCUCGAUACUGCUAUAUCCUCGCGCGUGGCGACAAGGCAGACUCGGUGACUGUCGUUGAGCUGAUUUCUCACUAUUGCGAAAUACCAUCGCCCCUUCCUGGCCAGAAGACAGCAGGCAAAUUUCCAAAGCCAGACCUCAAAAUGCCCCUUGAGCUGAACCUCCUGACACCAUACUGGAAAGCGAUCUGUCAACUGAACGACAUUGACAAUGUCAGACAUUGCUGGCAAUCCAUCACUCAAGCAGUGCCGCGGCAAAGUCUGACUCGAGCAUGUUAUGAUGUGAUUUUCACCCAUCUCUACGGCUACAGUGAUCGCAAUUUUGUCAUGUCUAUCGUCGACCAAAUGGCAGAGAAUAAGGUCCAAUUUACUGAUCGGACUAUGUGGCUUGCUGCGAGAGCUUGUAGCUACUAUACCAGCAAGGAACAGGCAAGAGUAACGCUCAAAUUUUAUCGCGAUAUGGCAGACAGGUUUGGACGGGAAGCUGUCAUCUCCGGGGUCAACGUCAUGACAAUGAUUGAGAUGCUUGGCAAGACUGAUCCACGUGGAGGUCGUUCUAGGGAGUAUGAGCAAGUCGAUGGUGUUUUGCGCAUCAUUGACGGGUGGGACUGGGUCGACAAUGCUCGAAUGAUGCUCGAGCAUCGUAAGCAGGACUUGUGCGGUAAGUUGGAGCAACGCCGUGACGAACUCUUCAAAAUCACCAAGAAGUUGCACCGUCGGAUCCGCGAUCAGGACAAGGAGGCGGCCUUUAUGCGCAACAGAGCACAGGCUGUUAUGGACCAGCUUGAAGAGGCCAAGGCAAAGUGGCCGACAGAGGCUGCUUUGGGUCGAACAACCAUCCCAAGAGACUUCGAUGGCAGGGACAAGUAUGGGAACAGGUUGCGGAGAUAA